This is a messenger RNA of Eimeria tenella, 2889 nucleotides long. RefSeq lists its product as uncharacterized. The record is from RefSeq and is a predicted model, not a curated record. Lineage: Eukaryota; Apicomplexa; Conoidasida; Eucoccidiorida; Eimeriidae. Gene Ontology annotation, molecular function: glycosyltransferase activity. The transcript is spliced from 19 exons. The coding region runs from base 1 to 2889 and encodes 962 amino acids.
AUGGAGGAGCCGGGGGCCCCCAAGAGGGCCCCCCGCCACCACAAGGCCCACGCGAACCUAAUUCUAGAGUUGCUGCACCGUGCUGCUGCUCCCCUGCAGCAGCAGCAGCAGCAGCAGGACUUGGCUGUGCGGGAGGGCUUCGCGCUAGACAACCUCGCGGACCUCCUCGAGCUGCUGAGCUACGCCCUAGACUACCGCAGCAGGCUGCUGCAGCACCAGGCAGCAGCAGCAGCAGCAAGGCAGCAGCAGCAGCAGCAGCUGCACCUCCUCAACGAGUGGCAGGGGCAGCAGCAGCCAGCGCGCGCCCGCAGCAGCCCCAGCAGCAGCCCUGCUGCUGCUGCUGCUGCUGCAGCAGCAGCAGACUCGCAAACUUGCUUCUUCUCUUCAUUAGAUAAUGCUGAACUUAUUACAGAGGCCCCCAUAGUUGACAGCGACGGCUGGCCGUGGGGCCCCCGGGGGGCCCCCCAGGAGUGGCAGCAGCGGCAGCAGCAGCAGCAGCAGCAGCAGCAGCAGCAGGAAGCAGGGCCCAUCCUUGCGAGGCACAAGCUUUCCCUCUUCGACAUUUGCGUCGAGUCCAAACUCUUCGCCAAAGACGGAAUGCUGGCUUGCACCUUCUUCGCCCGUCUGCGGCGUCUAGUUGAAGGCGAAAGCCUUCCCGUAGGGAGCACGAAGGCGAACCGGGGUUUGAUGCUUGCAAAUGAGGUGCUCCGAAACAACAAGCUCACGCCCCUUGUCUUCGUCGCGCCGGAACUCGGCAAGUGGUCGACUGUGGGAGGCCUGGGGGUGAUGGUGGAUGAGCUUUCAACAACCCUAGCAACCGACCUCUGCAUCCACUGCAGGAAUUCGGCCAAGAAGCGGGGAGAAAGAGGGUAUUUGGAGCGAGAUGGAAUCUCCCACGCAUUUAAUGUGGAGGUCCACGUAGGAGGCGAAUUCAUCAAACUCGGCAUCCACCGGGGCUGCGUAGUCAAGAAUGUGCAGCUUUAUUUCAUUCACCACGCCUCCAUUUUCCCUCAGCCUUAUCCUGAGUUUUAUGGCAUAGACGCCAUCAGAAUGCUGGUGACGUUUGCCAAGGGCGCUCUGGAGCUUCUCUGCCACGAGCGUAUAAUUCCGCAACUAAUUGUGACGAACGACUGGCCCACAUCUCUUAUCCCCGCCUACGCCAAAAACGGCUUCUUUGGCUCCACUUUUGAAAACAGCACUUUCUUCCACAUCAUCCACAACUUAGACCCCAACUACGAAGGGCGCAUCUACAUGAACAAAAAAGAGGAUGCUUACUGGCUGCAUCAGCUUCCCACAGAGCUUCUGGUGGACCCUCUGUGGCACAACCACGUCGUAAACCCUUCGAGGUGCGUGCUGCUGCAAUGCGACUCCUGGGGCACUGUGUCUCCUUCUUACCGCCAAGAGCUGCUGCAGGAAGGAGACACUAAAGUCCAGAGUUCUCCGUUGGCCCCUUUGCUGCGGCGCCACGCGAGUCCCUUCGCAGUCCCCAACGGCAUUCCCAUCCAGCGCCGGCUAGACGCCAUAGCUGCUCUAGGGUUUAAGGACCACUACGAAGCCAAAGCCGCGCUGCAGCAAGAGUACUUCGGGAUGCAGCAGCCAGACAACUCCAUCCCCAUCUUCGCAUUUAUCGGGAGAAUUACGCAGCAAAAGGGUGUGCACUUGAUUCUGGAAGCCGCAGAAACCCUCAUCACUAAACACAGGGGCCGCGUGCAGCUGCUGCUUGGUGGUUUGGCGAACUGGAAGGACGGAUACGCUGCGAGGUGCGCUACGAAAAUGAUGGAGCUGCGGUGGAAGUACCCACAAAGCUUCUGGGCGGAUCCAAAUGAGUUUUUCACCAAAGGCGCCCACGUAAACUACGGGGCGGACUUCGGCCUCAUGCCUUCGGCCUUCGAGCCGGGCGGGAUCGUUCAGCACGAGUUCUUCAUUUCUGGGACUCCUGUUAUUGCGUUUCACACGGGAGGCCUGAAAGACACGGUGGUGGAGUUUGUCCCCUCCACUGGCACAGGAAACGGAUUUUGUUUUUUGAAUUAUACUUCCGGCGAUUUGCUUUAUGCCAUGGAAAGGGCCAUUAGAGUAUUCGACGACAAGGAGAAGUACGCGCUGCUGCGGCAGCUAGCCAGGCGGUCUGUAGUUAGCUGCGAGUCCAGCAGCUGGGCCUGGCUUUGCGAGUUUGCGCGGCUGCGCAACAAAAUGCCCAUCAACGAGAACAAGGUGCAACAAAUCUACGAGAGGCUCCCCGAGUGGUCAGAAGGGGCCUGGAGAAAAAGAAAAGACCAGCUUGCUGCUGCUGCUGUGGGGCUGCCAAGUCCCCCUGGCAGUAGCUGGGGGGCCCCACAGGGGCAGCAGCAGCAGCAGCAGCAGCUGCUGCUGCUGCAGCAGCAGGCGGAAGCGGCUGCCGAGUUUUGGGCGCUGCCGUCCUCCACGGCGAACAAGGGGCGGCGGAAGACGAAGCUGCGGAUCGACAGCAGCAGCAGCAGCAGCAGCAGCAGCACAAGCAGCACGAGCGAGGGAGAAACGCCGCAGUCGCACUUGUCCAGCAGCAGCAGCAGCAGCAGCAGACGCAGCAGCACAGACACAGCAGCUAGCCACAAACCAGCUAGCCACACAAACCGCCCCAAAAAGCUGCUGCCCAGCACAAUCCGUUAUAUGCCCCCUCAGGGAAAGCCCAGGCCCCGUUCUGUGGCCGUUGCCGGGAGCUUCGACGACUGGCGCGUCCGGCGGCCUCUGACUUGGGACAAUGCAAUUCAGGCAUUUGCAAUAUCUCUUGCGCUGCCUCCUGGAGAGUACACGUACAAGCUCGUUGUUGACGGGGAAUGGGUUUGCUGCCACGACUCCCCGACUGCGAGAGACCCUGGAGGCAACGAAAACAACAUUCUAGUUGUCGAGUGA